AUAUGUAUAUGUACAUUGUCUUAGGUAGUAAGAGUAUAUUUAAGUUCUGGCAUUGCUAAAACGACCCAGUCAAUUCACCGCAUCUAACCGCAUUUCCCAAUUACAUGCAAUUACCCGAUCUUAUAGCUUUCCACCACCAAGUCCCAACAAGCUUCAUUCAUCACUAUAAAAUCAAGCAAUACUCACCCAGAAACAUUUGAACUUUCCCAAAAGCCAAGAUUAUCUCAUUAAAUCAUUACAUGUAUCGAAAUACCGGCUAUUAAAAUUCAACUGCUAAAAUGUCUAACUGUCGUGAAGAACACGACCAUGGUGACCAUCAUCAUGACCAUGAACACGACCACACGGAUGAGAUAGUGCCCGUUAUGCAUCACAGCUUAUACCAGCAUAUCAUAUUCGACCAAAUCACCACGUUGAAUGAAACGCACAAGGAUUCCGGCAGGAAAAUCAUCGAGAAGACAUGGGCCGAGAGUGAACAGCUGGUCCCGGAGCUCCAGAGCGACGCUGAUGAGCAGGUUAUUAUAAACGUACCAUUCACCGGCCAAGUCAAGCUGCACACAAUCCUGCUACGCUCGCCCCCUGACUCCAGCGCGCCGCGCACGCUCAAAGUCUUCACGAACCGCGAGGACGUGGACUUCGACGUAGCCUCGGAGAUGAACCCGACGCAGACGUUCGAGCUGUCGCAGUUCAACGGCGUGCAGGAGCUGUCCGUCCGCCGGGCUCUGUUCGGCAACGUGCGCCGGCUGGCCCUGUUCUUCGAGGACAACUUCGGCGACGAUUCCACGCGCAUCUCGUAUCUGGCGUUCAAGGGCGAUUGGAUCCCGGUCGGGCGCGCGCCCGUAAAUAUCCUGUACGAGGCCGCGCCGAACCCGAACGAUCACCGGGUUAAGGGGACGGCGGCGUAUAGGCACCUUGACGCUGCGUUUAAGAGGGACGGCUGACAUCCGGUUUGGGGGGAGGUAGAGAGGUGAUAGGCACCGCCACCCCCCCACGAGCAAGGGCUGGUGAUGAAAAGGGGAUGGAUCGAUCGAUCAAUGGGCAGUCAAUGAGUAGGCGCCUUUUAGCGCAGAUGGAUCAUCAUAUCCACGGCAUCUGCAUUACUAUUAUGGGAUAAUCACGAAGUUAUAUAUCACCUCGGUAGGGUAAUUCAUUCGUUCUUUUUACAUAAAAUCUUCCUCCCAGUUCUCGUCCCUGUUCUGGUUGCUCGAGGACUCCAUGUUCUCUUCCGUAAACAGUUCAUCGUAAGCGUGGUCCUUCUGCCACUUCUUCUCCUGCCUCUCCUUCAUUAUUCUAGCCUCUUCCUUCUU
Molecule: messenger RNA, 1304 nt
Organism: Daldinia decipiens
Lineage: Eukaryota; Fungi; Ascomycota; Sordariomycetes; Xylariales; Hypoxylaceae
Product: DUF1000-domain-containing protein
Exons: 2
Coding region: 279-938 (219 amino acids)
Cellular component (GO): nucleus
Source: RefSeq, a predicted model, not a curated record